Molecule: messenger RNA, 511 nt
Organism: Talpa occidentalis (Iberian mole)
Lineage: Eukaryota; Metazoa; Chordata; Mammalia; Eulipotyphla; Talpidae
Product: general transcription and DNA repair factor IIH helicase subunit XPB-like
Exons: 3
Coding region: 111-476 (121 amino acids)
Biological process (GO): nucleotide-excision repair; hair cell differentiation; transcription initiation at RNA polymerase II promoter
Cellular component (GO): transcription preinitiation complex; nucleotide-excision repair factor 3 complex; transcription factor TFIIH holo complex
Molecular function (GO): hydrolase activity; ATP binding; DNA binding
Source: RefSeq, a predicted model, not a curated record
GGCACUGGGAAGUCCCUGGUUGGUGUGACGCAGCAUGCAUAGUCAGAAAACGCUGUCUGGUACUGGGCAACUCAGCGGUGUCUGUGGAGCAGUGGAAAGCCCUGUUCAAGAUGUGGUCUGCCAUAGAUGACAGCCAGAUCUGCCGCUUUACCUCUGACGCCAAGGACAAGCCCAUUGGCUGCUCCAUUGCCAUGAGCACCUACUCCUUGUUGGGCCAUACCACCAGAAGGUCCUGGGAGGCUGAGCGAGUCAUGGAGUGGCUCAAAACUCAGGAAUGGGGCCUGGUGAUUCUAGAUGAAGUUCACACCAUCCCAGCCAAGAUGUUCCAGCGAGUGCUCACCAUUGUGCAGGCCCACUGCAAGCUGGGUUUGACUGCAACCCUCGUCCGGGAAGAUGACGAAAUUGUGGAUUUAAAUUUUCUGAUUGGGCCCAAGCUCUAUGAGGCCAACUGGAUGGAACUACAAAACAACGGCUAAAUCGCCAAAGUCCAGUGUGCUGAGGGAUGGUUGCA